This is a messenger RNA of Mytilus californianus (California mussel), 874 nucleotides long. RefSeq lists its product as uncharacterized. Gene Ontology annotation, molecular function: four-way junction helicase activity; ATP binding; nucleic acid binding. Gene Ontology annotation, biological process: double-strand break repair via homologous recombination. Bases 83 to 874 code for a protein of 263 amino acids. The transcript has 3 exons. The record is from RefSeq and is a predicted model, not a curated record. NCBI's taxonomy places the organism in Eukaryota, Metazoa, Mollusca, Bivalvia, Mytilida, Mytilidae. Gene Ontology annotation, cellular component: cytoplasm; nucleus; chromosome.
UAAAUGGUGUUUAUGUACCAAUAGAUUGUUUCAUUUUUAUAUUUUAGGUCCAGAGGGAAGAGAUUUUAAGAAUGGUAAAUUCAUGUACGUUUUUGGCCACCCUGAACAGAUUCUGAAAAAAGAAAUUUGUAAUGUUUUUAAGCAGAAAAGUUGGGAAAAUGUUUCACACAUUGUAGUAGAUGAGGCUCAUUGUGUUGUUCAAUGGGGACAUGAUUUUCGUCCCGAUUUCAGACAUAUUUCGAAACUGCGUGCAAUACUACCACAAGCUAAAAUACUAGCAUUAACUGCAACAGCUACACCAAAAAUGAAGAGAGAAAUUCAACAACAGCUUUGUAUGAAAGAUGUGUUUACACUAUCAGGCCCAGUUGAUAGACCCAACAUUAAAAUUAUAGUUAAAAAACGUCUACCACUUACUGGAGGAAAGACAACAGCAGAGGGUUCAUUCCAGGAUGUACUUAAUCCUUAUAUUGAGGAACUUUGUAGUGAAAUUGGGAAUGUUCCAAAAACUAUAAUAUAUUCAAAGCUCAAAUGGUGUGGUAUAGGCUAUGACAUGGUAUCACAGGCAGCCCGUCUUGUAAAUAAUACUCAAGAGAUACUUUCAGCAGUGUCACAGUUCCAUGCACCUUGCACAGAUGAGAUGAAAAAAAAUAUAGCACAGAACAUGGCAGAUACAAAUGGAUCCAUAAAGUUGCUUUUUGCAACUCAAGCCUAUGGUAUGGGAACUGAUGCCCCAGAUGUUGAAAGGGUUUGUCACAUUGGACCACCAAGUUCAUUAGAAUGCAAGUAUUAUGGCUAUAUUACAUAUUAUACUAUGGGUUAUAGAAACAGAAAUACUUCAUUAUUCCAGUUAUGGACCCUUGUGGAAUUAACAUAA